AAAGCGCGGCGCCAUAUUGCGUGCUUGUGUUUGGUUACUGUUCUGGCGCGUGGUCAAGGAUUGUUAUAUUUAAUUAAUUACCAUGUCCGACAAUCAGGAGCAAAAACCCGAAGCCGGCCCAGGCGACGCGAAUUCUGAAUACAUCAAGCUUAAAGUUGUUGGAAAUGACAGCAAUGAAAUUCACUUUAGGGUAAAGAUGACCACUCAAAUGGGUAAACUCAAGAAAUCAUAUAGCGAUCGUGUGGGUGUUCCUAUGACGUCACUGAGGUUUUUGUUUGAUGGUAAAAGAAUUAAUGACGAUGAAACACCAAAGCAGUUGGAGAUGGAAAAUGAUGAUGUUAUUGAAGUAUAUCAAGAACAAACAGGUGGUCACUACUGAAGAAGUUAAAUCUAUUCAGUUUUAAUAUCUUUUAAAGUGAAAGUGACUAUCAUAAUGAAAUGGACAAGUUUAUCAGUAUAUAUAUGUAUGUUAAAAAAACAUUAUGUAAUUUGGUUUUUUAUGUAACAUUUUGAUGUGCUGUUCUACAUUCCUGUAACGUGGCAAGUUUAAGGACCAUCAACAGUCAGUUUCAUACAAUAUGUUCAUCCAGAAAAGACAAAAAAAGAAAAAAAAGAAAAAAAAACAAAAACAAAAAGAAA
Messenger RNA from Eufriesea mexicana, 639 nucleotides. Its product is annotated as small ubiquitin-related modifier. The transcript is spliced from 5 exons. The record is from RefSeq and is a predicted model, not a curated record. Bases 83 to 379 code for a protein of 98 amino acids. Lineage: Eukaryota; Metazoa; Arthropoda; Insecta; Hymenoptera; Apidae. Gene Ontology annotation, molecular function: protein binding.